Molecule: messenger RNA, 3903 nt
Organism: Maylandia zebra (zebra mbuna)
Lineage: Eukaryota; Metazoa; Chordata; Actinopteri; Cichliformes; Cichlidae
Product: aquaporin AQPAe.a
Biological process (GO): water transport; transmembrane transport
Cellular component (GO): plasma membrane
Molecular function (GO): water channel activity
Source: RefSeq, a predicted model, not a curated record
UUGAAGUCCUCAGAGACCACCAGUUACACAGAGACACACAGAGAGACCGACCACCAGAAAACUGCCUGAAUAAACCUACUUGUUGGGUUUGAAAUGACGUGGCGUGAGGAGCUACGUAGUCGGCAAUUCUGGCACGCCAUGCUGGCAGAGCUCCUCGGCACCCUGGUGUUGGUGAGCGCUGUGCUGGGUGCCUCUGUGCCAGGCCCUGGAGAUGCCCCUGGAGGACCCCUGUAUCCAGCGGUGGCAGUGGGUGUGGUGAUUGUAGCACUGGGACACUGUUUUGGAGAAAUAAGUGGGGCACAGGUGAACCCUGCUGUGACUCUGGCUCUGUUGGCCACACGGCGGCUUGAUGUUCUCCGGGCCCUCGUUUAUAUCAUCGCUCAGUGUUUGGGGGCCUCCUUAGGAGCUGGGGCCCUGUACCUGGCCCUGCCGUUUAAAACCACAGCAGAGCACUUUGUCAACAGGGUACCUUUAGAGCUGAAUGCAGCCAAGGCUCUGGGCAUUGAGGUCUUGUGCACCUUCCAGAUGGUCUUCACCGUCUUCUCGGUGGAGGACCAGCGAAGGAGGGAGAGCCCAGAACCAGGAAACCUGGCCAUUGGACUAGCACACACUGCUGGUGUGCUGAUAGGGGCUCGGUUCUCUGGCGCGAGUAUGAAUCCCGCCCGCUCGCUGGGUCCGGCCAUCAUCACAGGCUUCUGGGAAGACCACUGGGUUUACUGGAUCGGGCCGGUGCUCGGCGCCAUACUGGCAGGGAUGUCCCAUGACUUCUUCUUUGCACGCAGCGCCUCUCGUCAGAAGCUGGUGGCCUGUUUGACCUGUAAGGACAUCGAGAUCGUGGAGACGGCAAGCAUGACCGGAUCGUCGCUGUCUACAGUCACGCAGAAUGCCAUGAGAGCCAAGCAGGCCAGCAAGCAGGAAAACAACUGAAGAGACAUGUACCAAAAAAGCGCACUCUGUGCAACAGCGAUUUUUUAAAAGAUGCACUGGUGUACACACCAUCAAAGUAAAUGGUGAUGGGGACAAAAGAAAAGAAAGAAGGUGUGUGAAAGGAUGUAAUUUAUCUCACAUGACAUGCUGUAAUAUACAAAAGCAGACAGGAGUGCUCGACCAUUUAGAGUUUAAUGUCAUCUAAUAGCAAUCGUAACAUCCUGAUAAAGAAGCAGUUUAACUCACGAAUUGCAGUUUGACUGUGGCCAUACAGAGACCCGUCUACUAACUGCAAGACUGAUGGCUUAAUACCCAGGUUUUGAGUGUUGGCGCACCAAAAUGCACCACAAUGGGAUAUAAUUACUAUUUACUUUCACAAAUAGUCACUUUUAUUUAUUUAUUUUUAAUAUUUAUAUGUCUGAUAUUGUUUGACCAUCUGUCUAAACAAUUUUUAAAACUAGCAGGUCUACAUGUACAACCUAACAAAAAUAAAAAGCAAAAACAAGCAGUGAUUACUCGCAAGUUUCAACACAAUAAAAGAAAAAUGAGGCCCUAUCUCUAUCACUAUACGGUAAAAUGUGUAUCAUUACAAUUAAAAGUACUUUAAAAAAUUCAGUUGUAUCAGCUAAAACAUACUCAACAAGUAUCGAAAAUAAAAACACUAAUAUUUGAGAAACUCUCCCAUAAAUAACAAAAAAAUCAUGGAAUAUAAUACGAUAUAGUAUUAGUAUAAUCGUUCUGCUUUUAGUAAAUAUUUUGGAAGAUUUCUGCACAAAAACACAUCAUUUUUUGGAAUCAGGUUAGCAAACAGUUCAACAACAACUGUCAUAAAACGGUACGAAGCACAAAGCACAGUAUUUCUCUCUUAGUGUAGGAUAAUAAAACAUCCUCAACCAAAAAUGCCCAGAAAAUGAAUUUCAAUGAGAUACUUCACUGUUCGGAUUUCUGGGAAAACUGAAUUUUCAGCUGAAAGAUCUCAUCCUAAGUACGCUUGUUUUUUGGAGGUUCGUGUUAUAUUUGGUCAAUUCUUGUUUUACGAGCUGGCCAAAGACUAAGUUAGCUACAGUUACAAGAUUAAUUUGAUUUUGAACGAAGACCUAGCACAAGAUGGAAAUUAACUGCAGCUUAAAACAUGUACUUGGACUUUUUACUGAAUAGCAGUCGCUAAAUUUGAUUCACAGAGAAUUAUCACAUAAAUGUGCAGCUCUCCUUACAUUUGAAGAGCUUCAGUUUCCAGUCAUUCUGGGGCUAAUUUCAUGAAGGUGAUUCAAAAAUAUAAAUAUUGGAAAUAUUCCAAUCUUUCCAUGUUACAAAUGAGUGUACAAAUGUACGAUUUAUACAUUCAAAUGCCAAAUUUUAUUCUAAAGAAGAUCAUCUUAAUGUACAAGUCACAGUUUGAAGUUUAUGGAAGCUUGUUUACGCCACACUUUGGGGUAUUAUCUCAAAGUGUUUAGUUGGGUAUGUAAAACUUUUGACUUACUCAGAAGUAAGUUUUUCAUAUUUAUUUUGUCUAAUUUCACAAAAUAGGACUCUGAUUUCUCCCUUUUGUCACAGGAGAGAGUUGUUUGCAGAUUUAAAAAGCAAAAUGCUCUAGAAACCUUACAAACUAUCUUAAAAACAGCAAUCAGGCACAGAUAGCGACUCACUAAUUCACACAAUGGAGUGCUUAGUUAGCAGAUAUAUCCCCUCAUAAGUUAAUGGAGACCAAAAACAGAGACAAAAGAGAAUGAUUGUUAGACUUAGACUUACCAGAAAGACAGAAAUAUGACCCCCAGAUGUGUACAUGUUAAAGUUAUGCAUUUACUGUAUAAAAGAUGAUGAAAUCUCAGUGUUCACAACUUGUUUCCAAUGCUCAGAGUACGUGAAAAAAACUUUAUUGCAGGCCUCAUGGCACAAAACAGAAAUGUCUUAAAGUUGCAGUGACGCAGUAAAAUUAGGUAAAAAUACAAUCUUAUUCCUAAAUUUGAGAACACUAGCAGUAGUAAUACUAACAAAAAGCUAUAAGACAUGAGUGGGAUGGAGAAAAAAAGCCCAGACUGUGUGAUAUGGAGAUAAAACCCAGCUUUUCUUUUGUAAAUGGCAAAACUUCCCAUUUCCUCUUCAGAGUAACACAGUUUUUGGGACGUAUGCAGCUAAUGUUUUAUGUUUUCAAAGAACCAAAGCUAAUAAAAAACCCACAUGUGAUAAUGAGGCAACAAAGGGAGGGUUGCAAUUCUCACCUUCUGCUGGUGCAUUACAAGCACACGAUAAUUUUUAUUUUUCCCCCUUUUUUCAAUGCGCGUGGGGGAGAAUUUCAUGUAGAAGCUGAAUUUUAAAAGGAGUGGAUGUGACCUUUGAGGUCCUUGUUGUCUGUCAUUAGUGUAUGCAAAAGUGUAGCCAAUACUGUGAGAUUCAGUAUUCACUUUCACAUUUGCAUGUCAUUAUAAUUCUAACAGAGACUCAUUGAAAUCCUGCUGAAAACACCCUUAUGUUUCAGUUGCAUCUUGUGUUUGCGAAUGCUUUGAAAUGCUAAAGAGGUCCUUAGCCUGCACCGUGGGUUCAAUGACGCUCUCAUCCAGCAUCUCUCUCAUGUCUGUGCCUGUUAGCGUCUAUCUCUUCUCUGAGGUCUCCUAUUCACAAUCAAAUGGACCUUCAUUCCUCUGUAAUGGCUCUACAGAAAGAACACCUUCAGUCACAACACGCUUUGUAAUUUGAAAUGGAAACGCUGAGCAUACGCGUGUAUGUGGGUGAGAGACAAUACUUUGAUGAAACCUUUAAACAUAUUUGUGCGUGGGUGUACGCGCCUUUAUCUUUUGCCUCGCAUUAAAAUGUGUUUUACGUGUUUGCAGUUUAAAUGUUCAGUUGAAAUAGAAAAAAGUUGCUCUUUACUGAUAAUUUGCUUUAGUUUGUCUUAAGUCACAGGCAUUGUACAAUCAACAACAAAUUAUAUGUAAAGAAUUUGGACGAACUAACCCUUUAAAAUUGAUAUUAAAUAAA